This is a messenger RNA of Xenopus laevis (African clawed frog), 614 nucleotides long. RefSeq names its product neuropeptide-like protein C4orf48 homolog. The transcript is spliced from 4 exons. Lineage: Eukaryota; Metazoa; Chordata; Amphibia; Anura; Pipidae. Bases 225 to 533 code for a protein of 102 amino acids. The record is from RefSeq and is a predicted model, not a curated record.
UUGUUCCAUCUCGUUGCACUAAACAAGCUAAAGGGGAAGAGGAAGGGAAGCCUGGGCUUUUCAGGCAGCUGGGUCUUUUCUGAAUUCCAUGUUGUUAUGGUAAUUCUCUAUACAAAUGACCUUAUCAGCAAGGAGGGAUAAAACGGGCAUGCUCCAUAUGUCACAUCCGCUCAACGUUCCAGUCAGUCACUGCUACAUCCAGAGCUCCACGGUAUUCUUUGUUCAUGGCAAUGGCAUCUUUUGGGAUCCCAUGUCUUCUGUGCUGGGUGCUCACUUGUACAUCUGUGGUUGCUUUACUAAAUGAGAAGGCAAUUGGAUCCCAUCCAGGAACGGGGAGUGUCAUCCCAGCUGAAACUCGGCCUUGUGUGGACUGUCAGGCAUUUAAAUUUAUGCAACGAGCCCUGCAAGACAUAAAGAGAGCUGCCUACAACUUGGACAGUCAGGCUGACACGCUGCUGCUGAGGGCUGAGCAGAGACGCCUGUGUGACUGCCCCCUAGUGACUGCAGAAAAUCCCAGAGGAAGAACUUUCUGAUGGACUCCUGUCAUUCGGCGUGAUUAAAUGGAAUCUUAAUCUGUGGUAUUUGCUUAUGUAGCAGAAAGACUUGCUUAGGUU